Messenger RNA from Porites lobata, 6070 nucleotides. The record is from the annotation of a GenBank genome assembly. NCBI's taxonomy places the organism in Eukaryota, Metazoa, Cnidaria, Anthozoa, Scleractinia, Poritidae.
GAACCUUUAGAGGCCAGAUUCCUUCCUUUGAAUACUAUGUCUUCAGUUGGGUUUUAUGGUCCAAGUACAGCUACGGUCAGUCCUGUUUUACAUUACCCGUAUCAUUUUGUAGCGGGUCAGUAUAUCAGUCCAGAGAUGCAUUCAUUUCACUCCCGCGAUAAAGAUAUCCUAACAGUAUUACCGGGUUAUAUGAGCCAAUGUCAUCAUCCAGCUCUGCAUGGAAUGUCCUACUACAACACAGAUAACGAGAAACCAACUCAGUCAUACAUUGGUCUUAUUGGAAAAGCAAUUCUCAGCUCUCCACAACAGAAACUUGUACUGGGUGACAUCUACAACUAUAUUUUGACGCAUUAUCCUUACUUCAGAAACAAGGGACCGGGAUGGCGGAACUCCAUACGCCAUAACUUAUCACUGAAUGAUUGCUUUGUUAAAGUGGGUCGGUCUCCCAAUGGCAAAGGACACUUCUGGGCCAUCAACCCUGUCAACUAUGAUGACUUUAGUCGGGGUGAUUAUAAGCGAAAAAGAGCUUCGAGGAGAAAUGGGGAACUGAAUUCUUCGACAGAAAGAUGCUCGAAAGAAAAACAUGCAGGAAAAGAUGAGAGAACAAGAGACAUCGGCUACUAUGAAUCGAGAAAAGUACAUUUGAACAUUGAACGCGGUACCAGUGAGUCACAAAAAAGAGGUUUUCAUAUAGAAACUAUUUUGUCCAAUUAGCUGCAAUAGGUUAAAAACAGGCCAAAAUACAGAAGAAAAGCGAAACAACACAGAAACGGAUGCAACAUACUCUAGUCAGCAUGGUAAAAGAAAAAGUGACGUGUGGAACUAAUACAUCAGCCGGGAUAGAACGUUGGUUAGUAAAGAUUCUACAGUAACCAAACACAAUCAAAAUUUUUAUAGAGUAGGCGCUAUUGUUGGAGUAAGUUCGAAAGUGUAACUAGUUGUUGCGGGUUAACGUUUACAAAUAAUCAGAGUAGCAGAAAAUACUGGUGUUUAGAUCCGGCGAGAGCAGGACAAUGGAGUCUGAAUUUCCCUUUGGUAUUUACAAGAACUUAAAUCACUAUAAUUUACUUACUUGUUUGAAAAUGAAAACAGUAGCACUAUUACAAGCUAUAACUGUUUAAUAACAAACAUUUCAAGAUGGAAAAGUAAAACAAAUAUCUGAUAUUUAUUGCGUGGGAAAAACACAUGCGAUGACUAAUGGACUGUAAGUUGCCGUAAUAUUGCUACGAUUUCCCAUAUUUACGAAUCUAAUCAGGAUGCAGUGCUAACGACUUUUAGUUCAAAUCUGUUCUUUUCAUAUGUAAAUAUAUAUUCACUUAACAUGCCAUAAAACCAAACAUUCAAGACGUUGUAUUGUAGGAAGGUGCGAAUGCAAUGGUUUUACCGAACACUACUGUUACCAUAGAAACAAGAGACAAAGAGUAUGAAUAGGCAGCAAGAGAAGAAACUGAUGCCUUUCAAAAAUGCUAUACACUUUGAGAAAAAUUUCCCCAUCAAACUUAGCUAUAAAGAUAAGAGUCAUCCAUUUAAAAUGUUUGAUUACUAAAAUCCACCAUUAUGUACCCCAAAUUCCACCCCCUUUGAGAAACAGUACAUGAUUUUUAAAGUCUUGAAAUUGCAAGAAACUUAACAAAAGAGGUUGUUUGAUUUUAUCCGCAAUGUUACUCAAGCUUCGUAAACCAUAUAUUAACUAGUUGUUUAUUUAUUAUUACAAGACUGGUCUAACGUUUAGUGACAAGAAAUUACGAGUUUUCAGCAUUUGUUUGUUUGUUUGUUUGACUGACUGAUUCAUCAGUCCUCAGUGAAAGUGAUCGUUAGUUCGAUUAUUGCUUUUCAAGGAGUUAUUCAUUGAGCAUUUGGCCAUGGAAACCACGACCUUUAAAGGAGCAAUUUCGAAAUUGCGAAAAGAUAAAAAAGGUGAAGCUCACAAGUUGAAUUUAAAAAAAGAGAGAAAAAUUCAAAUAGAUAGAUAAUCAAAAUCCUAGCGAGAGAUAGACGGUAUAGUCACCGCGAAGGGAUGAUGCAAAAAGAAACAAAAAGAUUGAACUCUCAGUGGUUUAAGCUUAGCCUUUUGCACUACUGAUUACGUAUUCUAGUAAACCCACAGUGGUUUUGUAAAAACAUGAUCGUGUGACUGUUCUGUUUUGCUGGGACGAACUGAUCUGUUUUUAGAAUGACUUUAAUGGGGAAAUGAACUUUAGUGUGAGAGAUAAGUCGUGGUAUUGUCUUUUGAAAAAGCUCGGAGGUAAAUACUUCAUUGCUUUAUAUUUAAAAAUUCAUUCCAUUUAGAGGACAAUAAGCAAUAAAUAGUCCAAAUUGAUUGUUUUAAUUCCACAAAAUCGUAUAGUUUCCAUCAAAUUUAAGAAAUUACUUUUAGGCAUGCUGUAACAAUCAGGUUUUACUCGCGCUGCACUCCUCUAAAAAAGAAUUGACAAAAUCAGUCAUGGGAAACUGAAUUGUUAAUUUCUCUUAUUUUUGCGUACGUAACGCUCUACAUCAAAGUGCGCACCAGCAAAAACCAAAACCAAUCCUGCUCGUACCUACUCCACUGAGGUAGGUCGCACGCAAGUUUUAUCAGACUGAGUUUAUAACAUGCUGCUCAAAAGAAAAACCUGACACUCCUUGACUCAUCAGUGUGUACUGGUCGGGAAGCUUAAAACUGUAUUCUACACAGCUGAGCAACAGUUACCUUGGGAAGCUGUUCCUUAGCUCAGUAGUAAUCGAGCGUUCGGUUUUGACGAUCAGCGUGAGCAAGCUAACACAUGCAGCACUGAAAACUCCCUCCGCAAUAGAUACUGCACCCUGAUAUGACCUACACUUGUUUGCUGUUUGUUACUGACAUAACACAAUUCACUCAUAAUGUUUCCUCUUGUAAGACUUUCAAAUUCUGAGAGGCUCUUUGGUGUUACACGUUUUAUUUCGGUAGUUAUCAUUUGAUGAGUUGAAAUCGCCUCUUCCUUAAAUCCCAACUCACAACAAAUUGUUCAUAUUGCAUACCGUUUAUGAUAAUAUCAAUUUACACAUACUUGAUCUUGUUACUCUUUAUUUACUUUUCCUAACAACAGGAUGAAAAUGUUGGCAUUUAGGAUAAAAUUGAAACGUCGGGCAAUCGGUCGUAAUUAAAUUUUAAGUAGGAACAAAGGACGUCGAUUAGACAUUAAAUAAUUAAUAUUCGGUAGAAAUAACAGUUUUAUAAUGUUUUUUAAUAGGUAAACUUUUUCACACACUGUUCCGAAGUAUUUUUGCACCAGGUUAUAAUAAGAAUGACAAGAAUGAAAUUAUCAUCUUUAGGAUACACAACAGUGAAUAUACUAUGUUCCUUUUUCCAUUUUUUUCUUUUUCAAAUUUAACAAGUUUAAAUAAGAGAAGAUGAAUUCUAUUUUAAUCUAAAUGAAGCUGCGCCUAAACCCGCCCUCCAUGGCUUGUUGGAAGGGCUUAGGAAGGCUCUCAUACAACUUAUUAUCAUUAUUAUUAUUGUUAGUAGUAGUAGCAGUAGUAGCAGUAGUUUUCCUUCGUUGACAGCAACAGCUAAUAUUGCUGGUAGUUAAAUGAAUAAUUGACUUCAUAAGUUAUAGCUCUUAGACAACUAAAACACUACAUGAGAUGUCUUAUUCUUGUCUUUCUGAACUGUCCUCUCUACUGCAAUUGCUUUACUAGAAAUCGAAGAAACGAUUGAAAGAAAACAUUAAUGCUAUAUCUACGUCCAUUUUGUGCGUUCGUCGGGUUCUUUGCAGAAACCUUUAGCAAAACAGCUAUUCACUUACAGAUGUAAAAUGAAAGAGUAAAUAUACUCCGGGAUAAGCCGGAAAGAGAAACGACUGGUCACUCAGGGUAAUCAGUAACGUUAGUGUUUUCCAUAACAACCGCGUUGUUCCAUAAAAAAUAUUGCUAAAAUUUGACCUCUGUUUGUAUUCAAAACAAUUUGGCAUGUUAGAAUGAACGACUUUGGAUAAUGCGCGCGUGCAUUCAGUGUCUAUCUUGAAAAAGUAGGUUUUGGCAAAGAAUACAAGGUUGCAGAGCCGGGACUACUAACCAAGACAGUGUCAACCAUUUGCGCAACUUUACUUUUUGCUUAUGUUAUUUUCUUUGGUUUUCUUAAUUCUAACAACUGAUUACAAAUAAAUAUCUCAAAAGGCAUCAAGUGGAUAAUGGAGUUUCCUGUUUAAUCAAACAUGUUCAUUCAAUCCCACGCCAUAUACGUUUACAUAAAGUUCAUUGUUAUACAAUCGCUCAUUCUUAACGCUGAAUACAAAGCUCACUACGUCAACUUCCCUUCAGUUUCCGUUUUAUCUCAAAGUUAUUCACCCUCCUUAAUGCUCAAUUAGCUGUGAAAACGUUCACUGGAUAAUUAUUCAACUUUAGAGCUCACUGGCUGACACUUUAAGAGUUUAUUUCCUAUCAAGCAAAGAAAAAUAGUUCCUUCAUAGGGAUCCUCAGUUCAGUUAUAAACUCUAAAUCUGGACCAAACACUAAAUAGUUGUUUUGUUUAGAAUCAGGCUAAUCAUCUCUCUUUGUCCAAACCUUCCAUUAACAAACAAUAAGGCUAUAGCCCCAUAGCAUUAGUUCUAAAGUCAAACAAUAUACGCAUAAAGUGCUAUAUCAAUGAAGGAUUUAAAAACCAAACAAGAAUAAGGCGUGUUGUGGAGUGUUGUACUAACACUUUUCACUGAUGGUUUUCUACUUGAUAACUUCUAAACUUUUAACCUUUUUGGCAGUGUUCAAAAUAUUUUUCUGGCGAGAAUUUUAGUUUUCUUUUUUCGAUUAACCUUUCCAGAAGAGAGCGUGCUAUUGUCUCUAGGGAUUGAAAAGUGAUUGUUCCUUUUAAGUAAAAGCUAUUUUCUACCUGCUGUGAUUUGUUCCUUUCCAACAAACAACGUUUAAAGAAAAGCCAAACACAAGGCGUGGUGCUAAUUACAAAUAAUUAGCUCUUAGUCUAAGAAAAAUAAUAAUUACCUUGAAUUUAUAGUUCUCUUUUGGCCAGGAAAACUCCCGAAUCUUGCGUUUUUGACAGCAACAGCUACUUUACCAUCUUAGCCAACACGAACGUUUUUUCAUAUGGGCCUUAAAAAUUAAAUCUGCUCAGUAAACUGAGGUUAUAGCAAUAUUAGGCUUUCAGUGUUUGUGAAGUACAAAGAGCAAUCAAUCAAUUACGUAAAAACAUUCCUUUCCAAGUCAAUAUCACGGCUUGUUUUCUUUUGUCAGAUUCAUUCACAUCUCUGCGCACAGAGUAUACAGAGCAAGCCAUCACGGUCUCUAUUUUUGAACCCGUUAGAGAACCUAUCGGCCGAACAUGACUUCGGCCGGUUUUUAUCUGCCAAGUACGGCUACUGUCAGUCCAGUCUUUCAUUAUCCGUAUCAUUUUUCUGCCGGUCAGUACAUCAGUCCAGAGAUGUACCGGUAUUCAUUUUACCGCGAUAAAGAUAUCCUAACAGUAUUGCCGGGUUAUAUGAGCCAAUGUCAUCAUCCAGCUCUGCAUGGAAUGUCCUACUACAACACAGAUAACGAGAAACCAACUCAGUCAUACAUUGGUCUUAUUGGAAAAGCAAUUCUCAGCUCUCCACAACAGAAACUUGUACUGGGUGACAUCUACAACUAUAUUCUGACGCAUUAUCCUUACUUCAGAAACAAGGGACCGGGAUGGCGGAACUCCAUACGCCAUAACUUAUCACUGAAUGAUUGCUUUGUUAAAGUGGGUCGGUCUCCCAAUGGCAAAGGACACUUCUGGGCCAUCAACCCUGUCAACUAUGAUGACUUCAGUCGGGGUGAUUAUAAGCGAAAAAGAACUUCGAGAAGAAAUAGAGAAAUUAUGCAAUCUACAAAGGAAAAAUGGUCAAACGAGAAUUCAUCGGAAAAGAGCGACGAAUUGAAAACGCCCGAAACCGAUGUUUGGAAGAAUGAAUCAAAUAUUAUGCCCUGUAGCAAAACAAAUCCAUUAGAGAAAAGAGGUUUUCACAUAGAAACUCUUCUGUCCAACAAAUGGGAAGAGAUUAAAACAAGUGAAGUACAGAGUACGGUGUCUGCAUUUACUCUGACAUCUGCCCUUCAAAGAUCCAGAGAGGAGAGCUUUUAA